UAGGGUUAGCUUAUUUGUAAAAUUAAAGAAAAAAGCUGAAAACGUAUACAACUGUUUCUCACAAGGUUUUGUUUGUUACUUUCUUGUUUCUGCACUAUAAUCCCUAACAAGCUUUUAAUCUGCUUUCAAGGAUAAAUUAUAUUCAAACCCACGUAUGUUCAUCUUUCAAAAUUCAAGUAAACGAGAACCAAGAUGGCUCGUAUUCUGAAAGCAUAACGUGGCUGUUUGUCAAUUCAAAAUUAUCCAUUGUAGAGGGAUUACUUGUAAGUUGUAUAGGCUUUUUGAUUUCAUCGUUUCGGAUUGGAUAGGUUUGACGGUUUCGUCUGCGACGUUUUUGACGAAAGUGUUUUGUGAGACUUAAAAGAAAGAAGUGAAAGCGGGCACAUGCUUAAUUCUGUUUGGAAUUUGUGCCGCGCUUGCCCCAUGCCUACAGACGAAAAGCUACAUACAGAAUAUAAACAAAGCUUUACGUGGCAUCAGGACUUCCAACCCACCUCCCAUGAGGUUGUUAAGAAACCUCCAGAGAGUGAUUCAACUAUGGAGCCUGCCAUGCCUCGUCGAAAGAAAUAUCCUGAGGUAGCUUAUAAGACUCAUGAAGUUUUUCCAUGCGAUUACAAUGCUGAUGACUCUGGUAAUGUGCUUAACAGUACGGGGGGUAAUGGAGGUACUCAGUCAGAGCUGGAUAUAUACAGAGCUAGGUCUAUAGAACGAAAUCCCUCUAAGACCAAAACGUCGAGCAGAAGCCGAUCAGCGGAGCCAACGGUUGGUCGAUCUAAUCCUCAUUCAUUGAUGGUACAGAGUUAUCCCCCACCCAGUCCCCGUAAAAAUCCUGUCAUUAAGGAAGAGGAUAAAGGAGAUUCCACAGAGUAUCAGUCACAAUUUGCGUGGCCCCAUGAUCAAGAAAGUCUGCAAGUUUCUGUAGCUCGGCGGUUUGUUUCUACUGGCUUAAUUCCUGCACAACCAAUCAGGAAAACAACGAGGGAUUCAUCUAUUUCAAGAACGAGUUCAAAACAUUCUACACUACCAGAAGGAGCCACAGCCAUAACUGAGGACCCUGUUGCAGUCAGACGAGGCCCAAAGAAAACAGAAUACAAAGCAAAGUAUCGACCAUUCUCUGCUUAUCAGUAUGUGGAUGGAAAUUGGAAGAAACCUCCUAAACAGAAGGAGGUCAGUGACCAACACCGUACAGAUGAAACUGCGUGGUACAAAGAAGUUGCAGAGAGGUUAAAAAAAGCUGAUGAGUAUCGUCAAAGGUCAAGUGGUACACCUUUAUAUGGAGAAAGAAUGGCUGCAAUAAUUAGUCCGAGUGAUGGCUUGUGGAACCAAACAAAACAUGAAGAAAUAACCCCAGUACAAAGAGAGUCACAACAUGAAGAAAAGUCUAUGCUCAGACCAGCUACUGCCCCACUUGUUCAUCGUAGGGAAAAGAAGCAUACAAGGGCAGACACAGUGCAAGUACGGCGUCCAGCAAGUGCUGACUAUGGGAAGAUUAGAACCCCUGGAUCAUCUCGGGAGAGGAAAAAACCUGUAGACUCAAGACAUGAAGCAAAACCUGCUGUAGCUGCAGUUUUGCCUUCUGCUGGCCCUUCUUUGGGGAGAGAGAAACGAUCACCUUCACGGACAAAACCACGUAAAGGUAUGAUAAUUCAUUUUUCUUUUUCCCCUACUAGAAAUUGAUAGAAUAUAGAAAUUAUGUAACAAAUUCUGCACAAACAAUGGUAAAAUGGAUUAAUA
Messenger RNA from Limulus polyphemus (Atlantic horseshoe crab), 1734 nucleotides. RefSeq names its product nuclear protein MDM1-like. Gene Ontology annotation, biological process: negative regulation of centriole replication. The coding region runs from base 385 to 1677 and encodes 430 amino acids. The record is from RefSeq and is a predicted model, not a curated record. Gene Ontology annotation, molecular function: microtubule binding. NCBI's taxonomy places the organism in Eukaryota, Metazoa, Arthropoda, Merostomata, Xiphosura, Limulidae. The transcript is spliced from 11 exons.